Mirounga angustirostris (Northern elephant seal) is the source of this 7086-nucleotide messenger RNA. It is a transcript of the gene IPCEF1, whose product is annotated as interaction protein for cytohesin exchange factors 1. Lineage: Eukaryota; Metazoa; Chordata; Mammalia; Carnivora; Phocidae. The transcript is spliced from 14 exons. Bases 474 to 1760 code for a protein of 428 amino acids. The record is from RefSeq and is a predicted model, not a curated record.
CCUUAGUCUCUGCUCAGUUUCUAAUUGUAGUCCUGUGUAGACUGAGCCUCCAGAGCUGUUGACUGUGUAGGGUGGAAUCCCAGCUUUUGCUUCAGUGGAUUAUGAGUUUUCUGAACUCAGGGAUAACCAGCCAGCUCUUGGAUUUACUCUCUUUUUCUUGCAUAAGUUGCAGGUGCAGACCUAAGAAAUAGGUUUGCUGCGUGUGGGCUGAUUGUGACCUUAACUUGUCAAUGGGAUAGGAAGAUUCAUGCCGCUUCUACUAUUCCCCUUUAUUGACAAGAGGAUGCCACUGUUGUCCAAUCAAGAGAAACCACCAUUCCCUAAUUAUGCACACUCCAAGGACUGCCUCCAUGAACCUGCAGCCACCUUCAUAACAUCUUCACGGAAAAGAAACUUCUGAUCAGAGGCAACAGACCUGGAACAAGGACACUCAUAGCUUUUUGCUUUUGUUUCUACCAAUUUGAACAGUAUACAUGGCGACUGAUGGCGAUGCUCUUCAGGUUCCCUUGCGUCAGAAGCAGAGAAGGAAAACUCAAGGGUUUUUCACGAUGAGUCGGAGGAGGAUAUCCUGUAAAGACCUGGGACAUGCUGACUGCCAAGGGUGGCUGUAUAAGAAAAAAGAAAAAGGAACUUUCCUGAGCAACAAAUGGAAAAAGUUCUGGGUAGUGCUGAAGGGAACGUCGCUAUACUGGUACAACAAUCAAAUGGCAGAGAAGGCUGAUGGAUUUGUCAACCUGCCCGAUUUCACUGUGGAGAGAGCAUCUGAAUGCAAGAAAAAGCAUGCUUUUAAGAUCAGCCAUCCACAGAUCAAGAUCUUUUAUUUUGCAGCUGAGAAUGCACAGGAAAUGAGUGUGUGGUUAAACAAGCUUGGGAUAGCUAUAAUCCAUCAUGAUUCUGCUACGAAGGAUGAAGAAUGUUACAGUGAGAGUGAACAGGAGGACCCCGAAAUAGCUGUGGAGACACCACCCCCUCCUUACUCUGCAGAGACUUUCUCUCCUUUGGCUGCACAGCAGGCAUCUCUCUCUUCACCCAAAUCCUGUUCUUCCUCUUCCUCGGAAAGUACAAUAAAGACACACAGCAGUUUGGCCUCCUUAUCUAGAGAGAGACAGUCCUGGAUCGACAUGGUAAAUAGUUCCGCCGCUGCUGACGGUGAGGGACAGUCUAUGACAUUUGCUGUGCAUGUUCACUCACCUGCACCCUCAGAGGCAAACAGUUGCAGGGCUCUGGACAACAGCUUUGCCACAUCAGAAAGUGGAUUUUUGAACUCUCUGUCUAGUGAUGACACUUCUUCACUGAAUAGCAACCUGGACCAUCUUAUUGUCCCAGACAAGCCCACUGGAUCAAAGAUGGCAGACAGAGAAGAAACAAAAUUGUCUGAAGAUGAUGAAAUGGAGAAACUCUACAAAUCGUUAGAACAAGCUAGUCUCUCUCCUCUUGGGGACCGUCGACCUUCAACCAAAAAGGAGUUGAGAAAAUCCUUUGUUAAGCGUUGUAAGAAUCCAUCCAUAAAUGAGAAACUUCACAAAAUCCGAACCUUGAAUAGCACAUUGAAGUGUAAAGAACACGACCUGGCCAUGAUUAACCAGUUGCUGGAUGAUCCGAAGCUGACAGCCAGGAAAUACAGGGAGUGGAAGGUGAUGAACACCCUGCUGAUCCAGGAUAUCUAUCAGCAGCAGCGGGCCCCCACGUCUGCCCAUGAAGGCACUCCCGAGGGAGUCGAGAAACCACCUUCCUCUGCCUGUGUUGAAAAUUCUAUUUGAGAACAAGCCAGCAUUCUCUCCCCGAUCUCUUACCCCAAGUGACUCUUCAAGAGGUUGCAAGAGCUUUCCUUCAAAGGAAAACUGAAACCAGUUCCUUAAGCAUUGCCUCUCUCUCCAAAGAUGCAGCUGAGGUGAGGACCCACUCUGAUGGCAGCAGGACUCCUCAUUCUGGCUGAAGUGCUUUCAUUGAGACUCGAGGAAUUGAGUUCAGUUGAACAAACACCGUGUUCCUACUCGGAGCUCUCGGUUAUGCUAGGCUUUAAGUGGGAUGUGAGAAGUGUAUGUUCUUUGCUCUCAGAGAACCACGGUGUUCUACGGACAAAGAUCACAUUUUACCAGGGAUAAUUAUUCAUAGAAAUGUUCGUUUUCCAAAAGAAGAAUGUACAUAUUCCCCUGGGUUGGGUAGUUGAAUUCUUCAAAUCAUUUCUUGGAGUGGAGGAACAUGUUUUACAACAGAAACUGGAAUGGGACAAAUGUGGUUUUGUGGAACCCAAAUCUCUUGCCUUUGGUCUGGAAUGGUGGUGCCUUUUCCAUGAGCUGAGAAAUACUUCAUGGUGAUUGGUGUGUGGGAGAGCCCAAGGGGGAGGCAUGUUCUAUUGAACACCCUCUCAAAGGACAGCUUGAUGUUUCCACACUUGACCCCGGGGCAGGGCGGGGGGAGGGUGAGGGAUCUGAUUAAAGUUUCCUUUCCACAGAACAGCUAAAGAAAUCUAUCUUAUUACUCGUAGAGACCUCUACUCCCUCCUCGCUUUUCUAAACCACUGCAGGAGAUAGAAAUAAGUCCAGCAAGGAAUGUUUGCUGCUUUGUCCCUGGGAGUGGUGCCUAUAUCCAGUGUCAACUUACAUCCUGUCUCCCCGGGAUCAAGAUUGACAAGAUAAUUCUGGUGUCUGAAUGGGUUUGAUAUCUUUACUCCAAAAAAACCCAACAAAAACAACAAAAGAGUUAAAAUAUGAUUGUUUUAUUUUUGUAUGUUUGUGUCACUUUGUGUCCUAUGUGAAGAGCUAUCUAUAAUAUGUUUGUUAUUUAAGUAUAUUUAUAGAAGGUCAAAUUACUAGUGUUUUAAAAGAUGGUAAAGUAAUUACAUGUUUUGCUCAAUAUAUAUUCUCCAAGUAUAUACUUUUUUGCUUGAGAAAAUAGGAGUACUGUUGAUUCACUGGAGUUAUUAUGUUGCACUAUAAUGUAUGAGGAAUGCUCAGGAUAUCUUGUGGGAUAAAUGUGGAGGCAUGCACUAUUAAUUGUUCACUUUCUGGCUUCUCUUUUUCUUUCUCCCUCUCUCUUUCUCUGCCUCUUUCUCAACCCAGAGUGCUCAGAAUUCUGUCACUCUCUUAACCAGAAAAGGACUUUCACCUUAGGUUAUUUCUUCUAGUAAAUAAACUUUUUAAGCUUCCUGCCAUUUAUGCCCACAAACCCUAAACCAAAUGAAACACAACUAAUAUAGUCUUUUGUCUAAGGUCUAAUAGAAAUUUUGGGGUCUGCUGUUAAAGAGAACUCAUUUUAUUAGAGACAUAAUAUGAAAAUCUUCCCUUACUAAUCACCAUGAAUAUUUUUCAUCCUACGAAUAACCACAACCCACCAAAAACCCAUUUUGCCCUUACCCCUAGCUAAUUGUCAGCCCAAUAUGGUGUGUUUCAGAGCGUUAACAUAUGGCUUGACAUUCAAAUGGAAAUAACCCUCCGAAUUUUAUUUGCAGACCAAAUGGAAAGAGCCCUUGAAGGUUUCCCCACGCUUUACUCAGAAGUGUUAAUACUUUGUAAACAAAAACAACCUCAGUGUUAAGAAAGAAAAACAACAGGAAACAAGUCAGAGUACUAGAAGCUUAUGUAAAAUAAGAAGGCAUGCCUAGCCAAUCUUUAGGAGCACCUGCUCCUAGUGCUGGGGGAAGGAUCCAGGCUACAUAGGAGCUUGGGGUGGGGGGGCGGCGGUCCUGGCUUGCGGUGAAUUUACUGUUGGCUCGGGCGGCGCUGGAGAGAAGUAACCAUGUAGGACCUCAGAUGAGACCCUGAAAUUCCUGUUUGGAGAGGCUAGUGCUUUCAUCUCUUUUCUUUGGGAGUUAUUGAUUACUUCUACAAUUAGUAGCUGUUAGAAGGUUCAUUGUUUAGGAGUCACGAUGUGAAGAAAAUGUUGAGGGAAGGAGAAUUGCUAGUGGAGGAGAUAAUCGUUGGGCACAGUUCUCUUCCACCUUCUUUCCCUUGGCUGGAGAUACCAACCUAGAAACUUCAAAACAGUCUUUAAAUUGAAGUGCUCAGAAGCUUUUGGCCAGGCUUGGGAACACGUGUCAGUGCUUUGCUUGGGCUUCUCAUUAAGGCACACAUAACUGACCACUGAGUGUAAAUUCCUUUAGGAGAGCUCAAACUUAAAGGCAAAAUGGGUCCAUGAGAUUAUUGAAUCGAGCCUUUCAGUUACUUUUCAAAGUUGUCAGUCUAGAAGCUCUGCCUCUGUGAAAACACUUACUCCCCAGAUGAAAGUCAGACCUAACUGCCCAGUCUUGCACCCCCUCUUCUAGACCAAGCUUGCCUGCUUGUCAGGGUUUUCCCUUCUGUAAAUGCUUUCCCUCUGCAUUACCUUGUGUUAGCAAGUAGGGGGCUGCCUCUGUGAGGUCCCAGCUUCAGCUGUGGCCACUGAGAGGAAGUGGGGGUGGGGGGCAGUAGGAAAUGAUAGGCAGAGUGGGUGACACUUUCCAUUCUACUCAAUUUAGGAAUAACCCUGCCAUUUUUCUGGUGCAAAGGAUAUUGGGAAAACUGGAUUACUUCCAGUUUAUUCCUGGGAAUGGGGGCAUCUCUGAAAUGGAUUUCGGGUAGUUUCAUGGGGUCUAAGGGGUGAUUCUUUUACCCACUCCUGUAGACAUAGGGUCUGAGGGCUGUGGAAUGACCCAGAACCACGGCUGCUCAGGAAGCGGAGGAUCUGAGCAUAAUCAAGUCCAACCCUCUGGCACUGGCUGUGGAUUAGGAUCCGGCUGGGACUCGUCUUUGGGGUUGCAGGGAGGACCCCUUCUCUCUGGUUAGCGUGUAGACCCAGACUAGUGCCUGAUAGGAUACUUCUGUGGCUGGCACAUUGCGGCACACGCCGAAAUGAAUGGUCCCACACUUGACAGGCAUAUACUGCUUUUAAUAAUUCUUAGUUCUGGCACAAUCUUAGCAUAGCAUCAAAGACCCGGGAAGAAUCAUAACGUAUACCAUGGCAAAGACUCCAGGAAGCCUAAGAGAGAUUGUGUUUGCAGUCAGAUUUCAAUGUGAAACCCAAGCCUUGUAUUUAUGUAGCACUUUGUAGUUUGCAGAUCUGUGUGUUCAGGCUCCCCCGUUCCCUCCCCAGUGGUUUUUGCAGGGAUGAUGGUGGAUUCUCCUUCCUCCUUUUUCACUGGGGAGGAAAUAAGCUCCUCUUGCCCCUCUCUCUCUCCCCUUUACCUUGUGCAGUCACUGUUGGCCCCCAGCCCUGUGAGGUGCGGGGUGUGUGCAUUCACUGGACCGGGCACACCUGUGGGGUUUUUUGUGAAGUCAGCCACUGGAAACCUGAGGGGGCCUCUUCUUCUCCUCAGGGCUGAAGAGUGACUGUCCCUCCUGCGGCCAUUGGUUCCUGGGUUGACUGGAUUGCGGUGUGACCUAGUCACUCUGCUUUCUUUCCUUCCUUCUUGAAAUUUCACUGCUUGUUUUAGGUGCUGUGAAAUCCUAGGAGGAAAGAGGCAGUUAAAGAAAUGGAAUUCAUUUAUUUUCUUUUAAAGGCAUGUCAGGAGAUGUCAGAGAGCCUAGGGACUAGGAGUUAGGCCCUCCCUCUUCCUCUCCCAAUUUCUUCUCCUUGUAAUUAUGUAGCUUCCUCAGAUAGACUUAAAAUGAUGAACAAUAUCAUAGAAUUGAAACAGAUAAAAAGAAAAUACACAUUAAGUCUUUUGAGGAGAGGUACUAGACAAAUUCCAGCCAUAUGUAAACUCAUGGAUACAGACCUCUUUUAAGAUACUCUCCUUGAAAGAUAAUAUUUUGAUAUAUAGCCGCACGGAAGAUUUAAGUGAGGAAUUUAGGUACAGAGGAUGCCUAUCCCAAACAAGCCAAUAUAAUAAAAAUAACCAAUAACUUUUGGUUAGUUUUAGAAGACCUCUCUUUUUCAGUCUAAUAAAAUAUAUUUGAGAUUUCCCAGUUUAUUUCCUUCUAAUUUUUUUGUGUGCUUACCUCACAAGAGAAAUCGAGUCCUAGAAAUGUCACGUGACUGCCCUGCUAGGGUUUUGUAAUGUGUAAUUAAAAAGGAAAGCCCCUGAAACUAGAUUUUAACAACCCAUAUGAAAUGAGUGAAGGCAGAGGAAUAAUUUUAACCUUCACAGAAAGCCGCCUCUCUCUGUAAACAAGAUGCCGAACAGCUCCAUGUUUUUUCUACAUUGUGAGACAGGAAGCGAUUUCCUUGCUUCCUCUGCACGUUUUUCCUCUUCCCCAUACUACCACAGACCACAGAAAACAUGAAAAAUAGUUCUACAUUUCAAAUGUUCUUCCAUAUCUCUUCCCGUGAGACUUAAUGGCUCUAUAUUGAUAUUUCUUUAUGUUGAGUCCAAAGGGGAAGCAUGCUCCGUGGAGACAUUUAGCAUCCCAUAAUAAACACCAGGAGUUGUAAUCACCAUAGACUUUCAUGUCCUUGCAUGAUGGGGAUGUGACUUUUAGCACUGCAUGGUGUUUGGGGCAAGAUGACAAUGUGGAAAUUAUCUCUUCAAUCUCAUUGUGCUUUCACUCUCUGUCACCUAUCCUCUUUGAACUGGAAAAAGAGGCAUGGCUCAUUUCUUCUGCUUUAUGUUUUUUAGAUUGACUUGUAAGAUACAAAUAAAAACAAGAGAAAAUAUAUCUAGUAAAAUGACAUGAAAAAAAUGGAAAUAUACUACUGGUAUUUGUUUUCUGCCCUGCUGUGUUCCUUCUUCCAAGAACAGACUCGCUGGGAAGGGUUUGAUGGCUGGGCUUUUGUCUUCUACAAAGGUUGUGGUGCCCUCUGGUGGCCAUCGUAAGAAUAACUGACUCGAUGAUUUUAUUUUUAAAUGCAGCCUUUAAUUAUGUUGGGAAAUCUAUCUCAAUAAUAACUGAUGUGCUCUUCUCCAGUGGUCCUCAGCUUACAGGCUUGUUAGGAAAAAGAUAUACUUUUCAAAAUUGUUGGUCCACAAAACUUGACUUGCACAUUGCAUACCCCUUAUCAUUACGAGACACCCACCUUUUGUUUAGAGAAUUUAAAAAUUUUGCAGAUCAUAAAAAUUAAGACCUGUGGCACAUAUGUUCCUUAAAAUGCAUAAGCUGUUUCUGUGUGAAAAAUAAACAGAGAAAAUAUUGAAAUAGCAUAAUAAAUUGCUUUAUUUUGGACCACUGA